CACCGAUGCGUUAGGUGAUUUCUGCGCUCCCGUUAUGGCUUUAAAACCCUCCACCAGCCUGGAGCACUGACUCGAGCAGGACAGCAUGUGGAGCCGAAACCUAGUGCAAGAAGCAGCCAGGCCUAAGUGGAAAGUGGCAGAUCAAAGAACUAAACUGCCUGCGUGUCCGAAUCCUCGGCAAGGACUGCCUUCAUACACCUUCGGCUCCAAGACCCUGAGAUGUCCUGCAGCCCACAGGCCCUUAGAAAAGGUUGGAAUUGGCCCAUGUAGGUGGGAGGAGCCUGUGCUGCGCAGAGCGAGUGGUUAUCAUGGACGGCACGAAGAAGCUAGUCCAGUGCGCCCACGCAUUGUGACAGUGGUUCGGCCAUGUGGUGAGCACAAUCUGCGGAAGAUCUCUCUGCUGCUAAACCGACGCGCUGUACAGACGUUUGAGCUGUUGAUGACUGAUAUAUCAGAAGCUCUUGGCUUCCCAUGCUGGCACAGUGGUCGUGUUCGACGCCUUUUCAGCCCUCCUGGGCAAGAGAUACACAGCCUCUCUGAAUUCUUCCACUUUGGCAAUGCCUUCCUGGCCUUUGGCAUCAGCCGUCCAUCCAUUAGUGAAGUACAGGCCGCGCUGCAGGAGCUGUAUCCUGACAAUCCAGGUUACCAUGACAGCUUGUUGAGGUUGUGGGAGCGGAUCCUGAGGCCUAAAGCUGCUAAGACAGACAGUGGUUUCCAUGAAGAUGUACCCCAACAUGAUUCCACUUUGAAUGUAUCCCUUGAUUUAGUGACAAACCAGCCACCAGCUAAUCAUUUGCAGCCAUUCCGAGCACAAGUCAGGCAGAAAGACAGGGGCAGGUGGGAGAGGCAGAGAGGAGAGUGGGACAACAGGGAGGAUAGAAGAGCACACCAAUCUCAGACAAAAGAGGAGAGGAGGAUAGACAGGAAGAAGGAGCCAGUUUAUUGCCAGAGCUGUAGAGGAGCUGGUCCACCUAUUCCUCCAAUUGUAAACAAGAAGUCUGCUAAAUUAGAAAAACCUAACAAUGAGAGCAAAGCUCCUCUUUCCCAGGAUAACAGGAUGAAAAACUCAUCACAGAUCAAAAAGACUGAAGCAGACGAUCAGAAAAAUGAUCCAAGCAUCCUCGAAAACAAAGUGCUAAUUUUGGGGCCCCAAGCAGAAAUCCCAGUAGAACAAGACAAGCCUAAAACAGAAAUGGUAGAGCAGAAGGUCUUGUGGGAGGAGCUCCCACCUGACGGUAUGCAGGUCUCUCUGGAGGAAAUCCAGUGCUGCUAUGACAUUGGGGAUGUGGUGGGUGAUGGGAACUUUGCAGUGGUGUAUGAGUGCCGUGUGCACGGCUGCACCCAAACCUUUGCCAUGAAGAUGGUGGACAAGGCCAAACUGCAGGGCCGAGGUCACAUGAUACAGAACGAGAUCGCCCUACUGCGUAGCCUGACACACCCCCGCCUAGUGCGGCUGCUGCGCUCACAUCACACAGACACACACGUCUACCUGUUAAUGGAGCUGGUGUCUGGUGGCGAUCUGUUUGAUGCUAUUGCCAGGUGUGGAAAAUUCAGUGAGCCUUGUGCAGCUAGGAUGAUUCGGGACAUCAGCCAGGCUCUGGAGUACAUCCAUAACAAGAGCAUUGCACACAGAGAUAUCAAGCCUGAAAACCUUCUAGACCAACGGCACAGCAAUGGCAGUAUCAACCUAAAGCUGGCUGAUUUUGGAUUAGCCAUGGUAGUGACAGAGCCAGUUUUCACUGUUUGCGGCACACCGACAUAUGUUGCUCCUGAGAUACUUGCUGAGACAGGGUAUGGUGUAGAAGUGGACGUCUGGGCAAUGGGUGUGAUACUGUUUGUGCUGCUCAGUGGGUUUCCUCCCUUCCGCAGUCCAGAACGCAAUCAGGAGGAACUCUUUCAUCUCAUCCAGAAAGGAGAGGUCCACUUUCUGUCGCCUUACUGGGACCAUGUGUCUGAGGGAGCUAAAGUUCUGAUCAGUGCUCUGCUAGAAGUGAACCCCACCGUGAGACUGACAGCCAGUCAAACUCUGCAGAACAGCUGGCUUCUCCAUGCAGCAGCACAGAGCGACCAGGAGGAGGCGACAGACACCAGCAACAUCAUCAUCAACAAGAAAGACACACUCAAAUCAGGACGCAGAAAACAUGGGGCAUGGGGCAAUCAGCCAAAACUAGAUAUGUCAGUAGAGAUAGCUCAAGUGGCACAGACUGAAGGGAACAGAGAAAGCAACACAAAUAAAUACAGAGAAACCAACAUGGACCAGAAAGAUAAGCAGACUCCCAAGAGACCAUCACAAGUAAGAGAAAUCAGCAAAAAUGAUCACCAGCUGGAGGUAUCAGUAUUAGUACAAAAAGCAGAAACACCCGAGUAGUCAAGGUCUCUUGGAUGCCCACAUUAAGGAAGGUAACGAAAUCAGCAUAGUGAUGAAUACAUCAGAUUCACCGUUAUCACAGAAAACCAUUUUAGAUAACCUCAACCAGAGGCCUAGCACAUUCAUUUAAGUUAUUUGCAUUUCUUCAAAUCUGUAACAUAUAACCACAGGCUUUACUACUGACUACUCACCACAUUUGCACAGUAUGAUUUUACUACUUGAUAGGAAAAUAUUCCAUAAUUUCUUUCUUUCACAUCUGUAGCAUUUGAGCAAUUACUAUAAUCAAGAAUUGUUUCCCUCUACUAAGAAAAUAAUAAUAAUAAUAAAAAACUAUUCACAUGAAACUCACUUAUAAUGGAAGGCUGAAGCUCAAAAUUUCAUAUAAAUCCUUUUUAAAGCUGGCACUAAUAUUUUCAAAGGGUAAGAAUGGUUAUGCAUUAACAACAUAGUCAGUGUAGAAAGAAUGGUUAUUUGUGAACAAAGUAAACAUGAAAUGCCUCGAUUUAUACCUGAUCAGAACUGGAUACCAGUGUGAGGAUAAAGAAAGUGUGAGUAACAGAAACCAAACUUAUACUUACUCUGCAUUGAUUCUGUUAUGGGUGGCACAGUGGUGCAGCAGGUAUCAUUGCUGCCUCAGAGCUUCAGGGUGCCUGUUUCCAUCCAUGAUUGAUUAAUGAGGAAUGUUCCUGUGAUUAGAAAAUUGGAUACAACUAAAUCAGAACAACUGCUUCAUGACAAUUGCUUGUCUGUGUCAUAAGUCCAUUACUGUUAGUGUGUAAUGGUUGUUGUUUUGAAUUAAUACAGCUGCCCAUUAUUAAAGUAACUUACAUUAUGAGUGAGUUUAUAAGUAAAGAUGUUUUCCCUUCUUUUCUUAUUACAGGGAAACAGCAAAAUUCUUGUCCAUGGUAAUCACACAUAUAAAGAAAUAAACCAAGUUUUAAUUAAUUCUUUCUGGACCCCCAGGGUGGUUUCCUUUGGAUUUAGUGGAGGUUCCCCCUUUGCUCAUUUCCUGGCUGAGUAUCUAUAGCAAAGGUGUCACCUUGUGAGAGUUUCCCAUGAGUAACAUAUAAAAUGUCCCUGCUAAUUUUUGUUCAUCCCCUUUCCUGUUCUCAUCUUACUGAGGAGUUGAACAAGUGGAUUCAAGAUGCUAAGUAUAGUGCUCUAUCUUUGUUUCUAGCUAAUUUUGUUACUCUUAACUCUGUACUGUUGCAGCUUCUGCACAAGUUCUCCACAACUUGGGUGAUGGUAAUUCUAGUGUUGGAAGUAUUACUGUUCUACCCAUCUUUGACUUUGUCCUUAGAACAGACACAUGGCCUAUUGUUUUUGUUGGAGUAUAGCAGUGUGCAUAAUAAAUAAUUUAAUAAUUUUCUUCAGUCAUAAAUUCAUAACUUUCCCAGCCUCUUGUAUUUCAGAGCAAGAUGGUUCUGCCCAGUCCCAGUGGAAUUGGAUGAUGGAAAAUAAGCAAUCCCCAAAUAGUUUGGGAAAGGAGUACAUUCAAGAAGCACCUAAAGAGCAUUGCCCUAACUGCAGCACAAUGCCAGUAACAAUGUGUGAAGCUUGCAGGCUGUAUAAACACUGCUGGGCUAUUCAGCGUUCCCCUGAUGCUGACAUGGUAGCAGACAUGCCUGUGGCAAGCUAUCCUUUGUUGCAUUGUUCCAGCAGGAACAGAAGCCCUCAGGAAGGGGAAGAGUGAGUUACAUCAUUGGAAUAAAGAAGAGUUGGCAAAGGGCAUGAGAAAAAAAAUGCAAGAUCUGUUGGCAAGUAGCAGAGUAACGAAAUGUAGAAUUCAGUGGAACUAAAUCCUAACUGCCUUGCAUGGAGAGAGACUGACGUAUUUCUCCUAGCUGCUUCAGGAACCUCUAAGGGUGCCACAUGCUAGUGGAAACUGACAGCACCACAGAGGUGUUUUACCUCAAACAUGAAUGGGGUGCAAAAUUGCAAAUGACGUCGAGAUGAGCUAGCAACCUCUGGAAGUGGACUGAUGCACAUUUUCUGUCUUAAGAACUGCCUGCCUACUGAGUCAUUGCAAUCAGAUAGUAGACACUGUCUUGCAGGGAUUGGCAAACACUGGCCGAACAGGCCAUGGUUCCAAAUGUCAGUGUUAUUCACAGGCACUGUGUGCCUGCUACCUAUCGGACCAAGCCUGUGGUCCCAGAUGAAUGGAUCACUGUGACACAGUAAAUCACCUAUCUUACAAUGAUUGAAUUGGCCCCAGCAUAUUGGCACGUUCACAAAGGCUGAGACACAUUGAGUACUCAUGCUCCAUCUACAUGCUGGUUGUAUGCUGGACAUAAACCCCUUAUCUUGCACCAGAUGCUAUUGUGGAUUUUUUCUUUCUUUUUUUGAAGCGUUGGCUAGAAGUACCUCUUUCUGUAACUACCCUAAAGGUGUAUGUAGCAGAACUGUCUGGGCACUGGGGACAGAUUGACGGUUGGUUGGAAAGAACACACAAACUAGUCAAACCUUUCUUAAAGAUGCAGGACAUCUGCAAACCUCAUGGAAAAACAGUGAUCCCUCAGUGGGACCUGGACUUGGUGCAAAGUAGUUUGUGCAGCUUGCCAUAUGAACCAAUGCAGCACACACAUAUAAAGUGUUUUUGUACUUUAAGACAGCUUUGCUGGCUAUCACUAUGUCCAUGCUGGUCUGCAGAUUGCAUGCGCUUUCAGUCAGCAUGCUUGCUCUUGUAUGCUCUUGAAGAUGAGAAUGUGCCCACACCAGCCCUGGGUCCAGUGAGGGCUCUCCAGCAUUAUGUGGAAAUGACUGUUAGCUGGCAAGUUAACAAGCAGCUGUUUGUGUGCUAUGGGGAGCACCAUAAAGGAACCCCACUUUAAAAACAGGUUAGCCCAUUGUGUAAAGAAAGUUAUUGUGCAAGCAUACUUGAACGAAGGUAAAGAAAGGGUUCCUUCACCAGAUACUACAAAUUAAGUGUUGCUUAAUUGCACCCCUUGUGUUCUGUGGUGUAUUUGAGUGAGUCUCACCCUGAAUAGAGUGCAGUAUCAGAAUGCUAAGCAAAUCUUAUCAUGAAUAAAGGUCAGCACCAUGAGCAGUUGUUAUCCUCAGUGAAGAACAAUAUCAUAAUUUUAAUCCUUUUUAUCUUCAGUUGAAAACAGUCUCAGAACAGUGAGUCAUUCUCAUUCUUAUGAUAACCUAAAGGACAGCAUCAGCACUUGAGUGAUUCGCAUCCUUCAGUAUAGAGCAGUAUCAACACUAGUGAUUCUCAUUCAUAGCAUGGAUCUUUUAUAGGCUACCCACAUGGGGUCACAGUCACGAGGUGAGAACUUUCCUAUUUGUACUUUGCAAAGAAAUGAGCAAAUGGGAAUACUCCACUAGCUCAGAAGCAAACCACUCUGGUGGUCCUCCACUCACAUGUAGAACCUGGUAUCUUUGGUAUAUGAAUGAAUAAACUACUUUGUAUAUUUGGUUAAAGUUAGUUGGGUUAUGCUAUGAGAAAGAGCAAGAGAAUGAAUGAAAUAUGUGAAAGCUGUACACGUCCUCUCUCUCUGCUUCCUUUUAAUGAAUAUACAUGAAGCUACAAAAGAUCGUGAAAGUCCCUCAAAAGGUAAGAAGCACUUUAAAGCCACCACUGUAGGAAUCCAGAUAGUGGAGGUGGGGCUUGGUGUGUGUGAAAUUUGAGUGCCAAUGACUUUGUGGACAAAAGGCAGCCAUUUUAGGCAUUUCAGCUGCCUGGCUGGUGAGAACACAUGACCCGUAUCCCUGUAACUGAACUCUGGGAUUCCUCUUUCCUUCUUCCAAAUCAGUAUUGUGAUAUUGUAUAUCUGUAACAAAUGGUAUUUUCCCAUAUAUCCGUUAUUUUGUAUUAAUAAAGGUCAUAAGAGUUCUGUGAAAAUAACAAAUGAGACAUUUUGUAUUACUGGUUUGAACAUUACACUUAGUUAGGAAUAUUGCUUGCUACAGUUUGGAAUAAUUAAUGGGAAAACGUUGGUAUAAUUAAUCUUUAAUCUUUAAAGAAUCUUUAAAAUCUUCAAAGAAAAUGUGCUGUUGCAAAAGAUAUGGCAGUGGAUGUUUUACAUAACUGUUAAAGUGAAGUCAUAACAAUCUAAUAGAAAUUGGUAGAAUUUGCCUUUUAAAUUAUAU
This is a messenger RNA of Pangasianodon hypophthalmus (striped catfish), 6463 nucleotides long. RefSeq names its product doublecortin-like kinase 3 (gene dclk3). The transcript has 5 exons. NCBI's taxonomy places the organism in Eukaryota, Metazoa, Chordata, Actinopteri, Siluriformes, Pangasiidae. The record is from RefSeq and is a predicted model, not a curated record. Gene Ontology annotation, biological process: intracellular signal transduction; protein phosphorylation. Gene Ontology annotation, molecular function: protein kinase activity; ATP binding. Bases 86 to 2368 code for a protein of 760 amino acids.